UGAAGCGCGAGAUAUUUUUUUAAAAGUAAAAAACAACAGUAGAAGAAGAAUCGGAUUCUUAUAACAAUAUAACGACGCAUCGCAGCAGCGGUACCCAACUCAACACUAUUAACCAGCAGGGUCAGCGACUCAGUAUGGGUUCAUUGAGAAGUGAAUCGGGAUCAAAUAUGGAGCAAUUUCUGUGCAACCGGUUACUCGAUUCAACCCAGCCCAUCUCCGAGCGGUUCAGAGCUCUCUUCUCCCUCCGUAACCUCAAAGGUUCCGCUCCACGCGACGCCCUUAUUCAUGCGACGAGGGAUUCUUCGAAUUUGCUAGCGCAUGAGGCAGCAUUUGCUCUAGGUCAAAUGCAAGAUUCUGAAGCUAUCCCUGCUUUAAUAUCGGUUUUAAACGAUUUUGCGCUGCAUCCUAUUGUUCGUCAUGAGGCUGCAGAAGCUCUUGGUGCAAUUGGUUUAGAGAGUAAUAUUCCAUUGCUUAAAAAUAGUUUGGCCGUAGAUCCGGCUCAGGAGGUUAGAGAAACAUGUGAACUCGCUCUCAAGCGAAUUGAGGAAAUGAGUGGUGCAAAACAUAGUGAUGGUAAAUCUGAGACUGAGAGAUCGCCUUUUCUGUCAGUUGACCCUGCUGCACCAGCUUCUUCGUGCUCCUCGGUUGAUAAAUUGAGGGAAGUUCUUUUGGAUGAAGACAAGGGCAUGUAUGAUCGCUAUGCUGCUCUAUUUGCUCUUAGAAAUAAUGGAGGAGAUGAUGCCGUUUCUGCUGUAAUUGAAUCACUGGGUGCCAAGAGUGCUCUGCUUAAGCAUGAGGUCGCUUAUGUUUUGGGCCAACUGCAGAACAAAGCUGCUUCAGCUGCACUUAGCAGAAUACUAAGAGACGUAAAUGAGCAUCCUAUGGUUAGACAUGAGGCUGCCGAAGCUCUUGGUUCCAUUGCUGACGAACAAAGCAUUGCAUUGCUCGAGGAAUUUUCAAAGGAUUCUGAGCUUAUUGUCUCACAAAGUUGCGAAGUUGCUCUUAGCAUGCUAGAAUAUGAAAGAUCAGGAAAAUCGUUUGAGUUUUUUUUCAUGCAAGAUCCUCUAGCACAAGCGUAAAUUCUGAAACGAGUAUACCGAUGGAUGUACCAAUUUCAAAUCACCUUAUCAUCGCAUUUUUUGAGAAGAUAAUUUUGCGAAAUAAGAAAGAAGAGAUUAUUCUGGAGAAUUAAGGAUAAGAGGAUUGAUUAUACUUGAUUUAAUACUGGUAUUUAUCUGACCUGUACUAAUAUGUUUGUAAUGCUUGUAAUUUGUGAUGGCAUGAGUACUUUGUGGUAGACAUAUUUUAUGGUAUUUGUAGUGCAGGAGUUGAGCUAAGUUUUGUAAUGCUUGUAACGGUCGAUUUGUUUAAAUAAAGUGAACUUUAUCUA
Mercurialis annua (annual mercury) is the source of this 1390-nucleotide messenger RNA. Its product is annotated as deoxyhypusine hydroxylase. The record is from RefSeq and is a predicted model, not a curated record. Gene Ontology annotation, biological process: peptidyl-hypusine biosynthetic process. Gene Ontology annotation, molecular function: deoxyhypusine monooxygenase activity. NCBI's taxonomy places the organism in Eukaryota, Viridiplantae, Streptophyta, Magnoliopsida, Malpighiales, Euphorbiaceae. The transcript is spliced from 7 exons. Bases 135 to 1079 code for a protein of 314 amino acids.